Aureobasidium subglaciale EXF-2481 is the source of this 2588-nucleotide messenger RNA. RefSeq names its product GMC oxidoreductase. Lineage: Eukaryota; Fungi; Ascomycota; Dothideomycetes; Dothideales; Saccotheciaceae. The transcript is spliced from 4 exons. Bases 421 to 2457 code for a protein of 678 amino acids. The record is from RefSeq and is a predicted model, not a curated record. Gene Ontology annotation, molecular function: oxidoreductase activity, acting on CH-OH group of donors; flavin adenine dinucleotide binding.
CACAUUUGUCCUUUUUUCCCAUGCUUUUCAUCAAGUCAAGUUUGCGAGUGUGUACAUUCUCUCCUAUCAAGGAUUGAGAUCGUCCCAAUUUCUAAUCGGCAUUUGACGCUGAUUCAAGAUGCAUCUAUUGGGCGUGCCGACUUCCACGGUCGCGCGUCGUGAGCUCAUCUUGAGCCGCCACCCUUUUGUAAGUACGAAAGGCACCUCCAUAGAGUAUAUCUUCUUUGUCUUGGAUAUCGCUCGACUUCUUCCCUUCUUCCAACGUCGGGAAUUGCUCACAGUCAUUCAUUCUUUUUCAACCCACUGAGACCCCGUGCAAUUAUUCCUUCUUUGCCUGACCGGCCACUUAAGACACAUCGUGUCAGUUGAGCUUCGUUGAGUUUCUUUGUAUCAUCAGUCACGAUAUCUUAAUACCAGACUAUGAAGGUCUUCAGCACCAUCGCCGUAUGCGCGGCGUCCGCCAAUGCAUUCGAAUGGACAUGGCCCAAGAUCGCCGAUGAACCGAUUUACCCACCCAAUGGCUACAAUCUUCCUGCCAAGGGCCCUAUUAACAACUCAACUUACGAGUACAUCGUUGUCGGAUCGGGUCCUGGUGGUUCUCCUCUUGCCGCCCGCCUUGCUCUUGCGGGCUACAGCGUCUUAUUGAUUGAUGCUGGCGAAGAUCACGGGACAGAUAGACAGGUUCAGGUCCCGGCUCUUCAUCCUUAUGCCAGCGACUACACGCCCAUCAAGUGGGACUAUUUCGUUGAUCACUAUGCUGAUGAGGAGCAAGCCAAGCGCGACUCGAAGAUGACUUAUCUUACUCCCACAGGUGAGUACUACUCUGGUUUGAACCCUCCUGAAGGCUCUGUCAGGAAAGGCAUUCUGUACCCUAGGACUGGUGCUCUCGGUGGUUGCGCUCAGCAUAAUGCCCUGGUCACCAUCACUGCCACCGACAAGGACUGGAACGAUAUCGCUGCUCUGACUGGCGAUAACACAUGGACCUCGAAUAAUAUGCGCAAGUAUUACCAGAAGCUCGAGCGAAACCGUUAUCUGCCCAGCAGCAUCGCUGGCCAUGGAUUCACUGGAUGGUUGACUACUAAGGUGACUCCUGUUCUCCUCAUCGCCGAGGACUUGAAGGUCUUGUCGCUCGUCACCGCUGCUACCACCGCUAUGGGUAGAGGUCUCAUUGGCGGUCUUCUCCAUACUGUAACCGGUCUUGCCGAAAUUCUUACUCUGGAUAUCAACAACCCCUCUCCUUCUCGUGAUAACGACGAGCUCAUCUACCAGAUACCUUUGUCUAUGGAUGACAAUUACGUCCGUAGCUCGCCUCGUGAUUUCGUCCUACAAGUCGCUACCGCUACCAAUCGUGAUGGCUCCAAGAAGUACAAGCUUGACAUUGCUCUCAACACUCUCGUUACUAUGGUCAACUUCGACACUUCCAACACCAAGCCUAAGGCUACUGGUGUCGACUUCUUGUUCGGUCAAAGCCUAUACCGCGCUGAUCCUCGCUCUACCACCGAAGAUGGCGGCGAGUCUGGUUCGGUUCACGCAAGCCGCGAGGUCAUUGUCUCUGGUGGUGCUUUCAACACUCCUCAGAUUCUGAAGCUCAGUGGUGUCGGUCCCGCUCAGGAGCUCCACUCUCACGGUAUUCAAGUCGUCAAGGACCUGCCCGGUGUUGGUGGGAACAUGCAGGACAGAUACGAAGUUGGCGUCGUUGGAAAAGCAUCUACGGAAUUCUCUCUGCUCAAGAAGUGCAAGUUCCUCAAUGGCAGUGAUCCUUGCUACAACAACUGGAAGAACAACGUUGGUGCACUCAAGGGUGGUUACACAACCAACGGUAUCGCCUUCGGCUUCCUCCAUCACUCUUCAGUUGCCGAAGAGGAUCCCGAUCUUUUCUUGGGCGGUGUCCCGGCUUACUUCAACGGCUACUUUCCUGGCUACUCAGUCCACGCUACUCAAGAUCUCAGCAUCUGGACCUGGCUUACCCUCAAGGCUCACUCUCGCAACAACGCCGGUACCGUCAACUUGACUUCCGCCAACCCCCGUGAUACCCCCAAGAUCCUCUUCCGCUCCCUCGGCGAAGGCGUCGGCGGCGACAAAGACCUCCAGGCCGUCUAUGAAGGCGUCCAACACGGCAUCAAGGCUUUCAAGGACUUGAUCCCUCUCGACGGCAAGUUCGAGCGCGUUUGGCCCCCGACCGACAUCUCCUCCGAGGAGGACCUGAAACAAUUCAUCAAGGACGAGGCUUGGGGUCAUCACGCCUCUUGCACUGCUCCUAUUGGUGCUGAUGACGACCCGAUGGCUGUGCUUGACAGUGAGCUCAGGGUUCGUGGUGUCGAUGGCCUUCGUGUUGUUGAUGCUUCUGUCUUCCCCAAGAUUCCUGGUAUGUACAUCGCCUUACCUAUCUACAUGAUCUCGGAGAAGGCAGCCGAGAUGAUCAUCGCCGCUGCUGAGGCACCCGCUGCCUCAAUGUGAAGUCUUUCUGGGACAGCCAGUCGAGGUUGUAAUAAACUGCCAGUCGACCCAUAAUCUGGUCGUUGAACUAAUCGGUAAUAUCGAGAACAAUAGUCGUUCUUAUGCGAAUACAUCAUCAGUCAAAUCCUGUG